AUUCAGUAUAAAUAUCGGUAUCACAGCUUUCACCAAAUCAGAAUUCAAUUCACCAUGGCCAACCUUAAAGCUGUUUUCCUCAUCUGCAUUGUUGCCUUCAUUGCAUUGCAAUGCGUAGUAGCCGAACCUGCUGCCGAAGAUUCCGUUGUGGUUAAACGGAGUAUUGGUAGCGCGUUAAAAAAAGCCCUCCCGGUUGCGAAGAAGAUUGGUAAGAUCGCCUUACCCAUUGCAAAGGCUGCUCUACCCGUUGCAGCCGGUCUUGUAGGAUAAUGUGUUCCUAUGCUGUAUUUAAAGCGAAAUGACGUAAAAAUAUAUCCGUUCGUUGUAAAGUUAAAAAAAGAGAAAUAAAAAAAUUUAGUUUGCAAAGUA
Ceratitis capitata (Mediterranean fruit fly) is the source of this 369-nucleotide messenger RNA. Its product is annotated as ceratotoxin-A-like. The record is from RefSeq and is a predicted model, not a curated record. Bases 55 to 270 code for a protein of 71 amino acids. NCBI's taxonomy places the organism in Eukaryota, Metazoa, Arthropoda, Insecta, Diptera, Tephritidae. The transcript is spliced from 2 exons.